GCUCCAAACAAGCUUGAAACGAGCCGAACUAGCUUGCGUCUCGAGCCUUUUGGACAGCUCUGUCCGGCGGGCGAUGAUAUAAGGACAAACAGCGCUCUACAUGCCGAUACUCCGUCCCAUUCUUCCGCAAGUCCAACAAGUCAAGAUGUCCUCAUCAGCGCCAACAGGUGAUUCGCCGCCGUCGCGGACGCCGGAACAGCGCGUGUACGACGAACACCGCGUUUCGGUAGUCCAGGUGACGUGCGUGCUGGUUACCAAAGAAGGCAGGAAACUUGGCGUGGGAACUGGCUUUGUUGUUCACAACGAUGGAGCGUCGUGCUUGGUAUUAACCUGUGCCCACGUAAUCGAUCCUAAGCGGAGAGGAACACAGCCUAAGGAACUGUCCGUUCGGUUUGGUGCGGAUCAUAUCGCCUCUGCUCGAUUGGUGCACGUCUCAGAACACGUUGAUCUUGCUCUGAUCCGUGUCCAAGGGGCGCCUAACUGCAUUCCUCUGGGAUUCUCCGAUGAGGCUGAUUUGUCUGGGAAGGAGGUUGUCGCGAUUGGAUUCUUCGGACUUGACGGCACCUCCAUGUGUAUUGAUCCGGGAACAUCGCGCGGCCACAUACUGGGCGAAGCAGUGGUCUUUCCAACAGAUUCUGAUGAUCUAAAUGAAUUCUCCCCUACCAAUUUGCCGACGGCGAAAGGCAUGUCAGGCGCACCGGUCCUCCUGGAGGAUAAGGUGGCCGGCGUCCUAUGCAAUAGUGAUGCUGCGGUUAUCAAUGUUAUCUAAAUAGUUAUGAAAAAAUUUUAAAAAAAUUGACAUGAUAGGUUAGUAUGUAUCACUUCACAAGCAUGCAAGUUCAAAUUCAACUUCUACAAAUUGUAACAAAAAUAACAAAUUUGACUGUAAAUAUACAUAUACUAGUUAGAGUUU
This is a messenger RNA of Oryza sativa Japonica Group (Japanese rice), 913 nucleotides long. RefSeq lists its product as uncharacterized. The record is from RefSeq and is a predicted model, not a curated record. Lineage: Eukaryota; Viridiplantae; Streptophyta; Magnoliopsida; Poales; Poaceae.